ACGGCAGCUCUCGUCCCUCCCGGUGACCCUUGCUUCGCCGCCCUCCACCAGUGGCUCCGACACUCCACUCACUCCACCGGCAGCGUACUCGCCGCCCAGUUACUCUACCUUCACUCAUUCCACCCUGCAGAACAGCGACACGCCACCAUCUUCAUCCACCUCGCACACUCCACCCAACUGCUCGGACGCGCCCUCCUCACCCGCCAUCGCCCUCCACGGCGAGCCGGCUCCUCCGCCGUCCGCCGCCCACUUGGCGAGUCCUCCGCCCUCUCCCUGCAUCCCCGCCUCCUGCCCCUCGUCGGAUGGCGCCAUCGGCUCGCAUUCGCCCUCGCAGCCCGCCUCAUCCGCCCAGCAGCCGCGCGAGGAGGAUGCGCUGCGGUUGCCCGAAGCUCCAACUGCGAUCGCGCCUCUGAAGGCGACAUCCUCCAUCGCUUCUCCACCUCCUUCUCCUCGCCCUCUUCCUUCUCCUCAACCCCCAGCUUCAUCUCACGGGAAAUUCAGUAUUAUCUUCGCACGUCCUCCAUAUUUCCUCCUUCUUUUUCCCGUCUCCGUCCACCUCUUCCUCGUUCACCGUACAACAUCUUAUCAAAUCCUCAAGCAGAUGUGAAGGAGAAUCAAGAAUAAUCAUCGAAGAGGAAAAGGAAAAAAAAUCAGCAGGUGAAGAAGAAAAGGGGAAAACAAAAGAUGCAGACAGACAAAAAAAGGAAGAAGAAGAGGAGGAUGAAGUGAUAUUCCUUAGUGACGAGAGCGAGACCCCAGAUCACGUCGAGACCAACAAGCCGGUGGUCGCCAGGUAACAGCCGGGUCAUUAAGCGGACAAGGAAUUUAGUCUUCGCGUCUUAUCGUAGAUUUUAUAUCAAGCCUUUCAUACCCAAAUACAUAUGUAUAUUAUAUAUUGUGUCGAUUUGGUCCCAUUUUAAGAGAAUUGGUUAAUAUAAGAUAGUAUACCCCUAGAGUUUCUCUAACGAAAAAAAUAAGGUACAUGUGAAGUUCCUUUCAAUUUUAUUCUGUAGAAACAUGCAGUAUAAAAUUUUAUUUGGCUAUGGGUAUGGAAGGACACAGUAGCUUUAUCAUUCCCUUCCAAGCUUUAAAUUAGAUUAGUAAAUGACUUUUUUGUUUUUUAUUAUUAGAUAUGGGAUGGCUUUUUUAGAAUGGUAUAUGACUGUAAAUAUGGGUUACAAGCGUUUAUAAUUUGGGUUGUUAUUGUUUUUUUAUUGGAUCGACUUUCGAAAUAUCAGGGUACCAGAAGCAAUAGGCGUUUGAUCUUUUUUUCUUCACAAGUGCAAUGCAAUGCAAGUCUGGCGGGAA
Molecule: messenger RNA, 1308 nt
Organism: Penaeus monodon (black tiger shrimp)
Lineage: Eukaryota; Metazoa; Arthropoda; Malacostraca; Decapoda; Penaeidae
Product: zinc finger protein 628-like
Biological process (GO): regulation of transcription by RNA polymerase II
Cellular component (GO): chromosome
Molecular function (GO): chromatin insulator sequence binding
Source: RefSeq, a predicted model, not a curated record